Messenger RNA from Quercus robur (English oak), 414 nucleotides. RefSeq lists its product as uncharacterized. The coding region runs from base 1 to 414 and encodes 137 amino acids. The record is from RefSeq and is a predicted model, not a curated record. Lineage: Eukaryota; Viridiplantae; Streptophyta; Magnoliopsida; Fagales; Fagaceae. The transcript is spliced from 2 exons.
AUGGACAACUUGGCCGAGCAUUGGCAAAAGCUAUCAUUGAACGAUAGAGAAGAUGAAAACUUAGAACUCCCUGAAGAGAAUUCAUCAAAUGAGUCAGUGAAGGGCUUCGAGGUGAGAAGAGUAGGGGACCAUGUAUUAUUGUUUGUGUUCGACAAUAAGGAGGAAGCAGAAAAAAUCCUUAGCAAUGCACCAUGGAGCUUUGACAAACAUCUUGUGGUGCUACAAUGGUACGACAAAGAAGUGCCUAUCAAGGCUUUAGAAUUCAGUAAGAUCCCAAUUUGGGUUCAGGUCCACGAUAUCCCAAUGAGAUUUUUGAAUCGUAAGGUUGUGGAAGAUUUGUGUGAGGUUGUGGGCUCAGUAUGCAGAGUGGAUGAUGUUAAUGAGAUGGAUGGAGGGAUGGAGGGAGCAUUAUGA